Messenger RNA from Seriola aureovittata, 6060 nucleotides. Its product is annotated as band 4.1-like protein 1. The record is from RefSeq and is a predicted model, not a curated record. NCBI's taxonomy places the organism in Eukaryota, Metazoa, Chordata, Actinopteri, Carangiformes, Carangidae. Gene Ontology annotation, molecular function: structural molecule activity; actin binding. Gene Ontology annotation, biological process: cortical actin cytoskeleton organization. The coding region runs from base 293 to 2971 and encodes 892 amino acids. Gene Ontology annotation, cellular component: cytoskeleton; plasma membrane. The transcript has 23 exons.
CAUAAGCGGAGCGGUCCUCACACAUCACGCACGACGUUAGGAGUUCCCCCGCUUUCACCGUGAAAACGCCCCUCUACUCUCCUCCUAGCCCUUCCCGACCGUAAGCCAUCCCUGCCGGCUUGUGCCUGUCUGUUGUCCCAGCCUGCAGGGCUACAUCUCCCGUGGCAGAGUGAGGGGCUUGCUCUGGGGCGGUGGCGGCGUCCGUCUUCCAGGUUCCUGCAACCUCAAUGAUCAGAAUCCGGACUGAAGCCUGACACCCGGACCUGACAGGACAGGACUGCAAUCCAUUUCUAUGACAACAGAGACGGCUUUGGCUGGGGAGAUGAAGAGCGCAAUGGAGGGUGACGCCAGGAGGACCAAUCAGGUUCCUGAGGACCAUGGGGAUAUGGAUGAUAGCUCAGAGAAGACCCCCAGCAAAGCCUCCAAAUCCCCCCAGAAAAGCACCAAGCGGCCCAAGACUGUCCCUGUCAAAGUCACUCUACUCGACGGCUCAGACUAUGAGACUGCAGUUGAGAAAUUUGCCAAGGGCCAGACCCUGCUGGACAUGGUGUGUGGCCAUCUGAACCUGCUGGAAAGGGACUACUUUGGCUUGACUUUCCAGGACACGGACAACUCCAAGAAUUGGUUGGAUCCCUCCAAAGAGAUUAAGAAGCAAAUUCGGGUUGGUUCCUGGAUUUUGGGAUUUUCUGUCAAGUUCUACCCCCCAGACCCAUCUGUGCUCAUUGAAGACAUCACCAGGUACUACCUGUGCCUGCAGUUGAGGGACGACAUCCUGUCCGGUCGUCUGCCCUGCUCGUUCGUCACCCACGCUCUUUUGGGCUCCUACACUGUCCAGGCUGAACUGGGAGACUAUGAGCCGGAGGAACAUGGCCCCGACUAUGUUAACGACUUCCGCUUUGCCCCCAAUCAGACACGUGAACUGGAGGAGAGAGUGAUGGAGCUUCACCGUAACUACAGGGGAAUGACUCCGGCGGAUGCAGAGGUGAACUUUCUAGAAAAUGCCAAGAAGCUGUCGAUGUACGGGGUGGACCUGCAUCACGCUAAGGAUUCAGAAGGAAUUGACAUAAUGCUCGGAGUGAGCGCCAAUGGCCUGCUCAUCUACCGAGACCGCCUCAGGAUAAACCGGUUUGCCUGGCCAAAAAUCCUCAAGAUCUCCUACAAAAGAAGCAACUUCUACAUCAAGAUCCGCCCCGGAGAGUAUGAACAGUUUGAGAGCACCAUAGGCUUCAAGCUGCCCAACCAUCGGGCCUCAAAGCGAUUGUGGAAGGUCUGCAUUGAGCACCACACCUUCUUCAGGUUGGUUUCUCCAGAGCCGCCUCCCAAGGGCUUCCUGGUGAUUGGCUCCAAGUUCCGCUACAGCGGGCGAACCCAGGCCCAGACCAGACAGGCCAGCGCUCUGAUUGACAGGCCUGCCCCACAGUUCGAUCGCUCCGUUAGCAAGAGAUACCUGCUGCCUCGAAGCAUUGAUGGAGCCUCAGCUCUGGGUGAUAGCAUGGACCAGCUGUCCCAGCGAAGCUCCAGUGAACGCACACAGUUCAUGUCCAGAGAAGACCUGGACCAAGAGGGCAGCCUGGAUCUGGAACAUGAUCAUUACCACUAUCACGACCAAGACCAGGACCAGUACACAGAUCAGGAGCUGGAGCAGUAUGAAGGCCAAGAUCAGAGGCAGACGCGGGGCGACCACUUCUCCACACCCACCAAGAAUUAUGAGCUCAAGAGUGAGGAGGCAGGCUCGCCUGUAGACUCAAAGCCAGAGGAUCUGGCCAUCCCUCGGCCCAAACAGGAGCAGUUCUUGGACAAGCCAGAGGAUGUUCUACAAAAGCACCAGGCCAGCAUCAAUGAGCUGAAGAGGGCUUUGAGGCAGCCGAACAGCAAGAUGGCCCAGAGAGAGAAACGCCUCUCCUCAGCUACUCCCCCCGGAGGAACCCCUGAACGGAAAUCAGAGACACCUCCCACACCUGCUAUUCAUGAGGAGGCUCUCAGCGAAGCAUCAAGGGAACCAUGGGAAAGGCGUCUGGGCUCUGUAUCAGAGGAUGACCAGGACCACGAGAUCCUGUACCUGAAGGAGACCCACCUUGGCAUCGAGCGCAAAUGCUCCAGCAUCACUGUCAGCUCUACUUCCAGCCUGGAGGCCGAAGUAGACUUCACCGUCCUCACAGACCUGCAGACAGGCAUGGAGGAGUUCUCCAGGGGCAUGUCAGAGCUGGGGGAAAGGGAUCUGUCACCUGAUGUGGGUCUGUGCCUGGGUAUUGACUUACUUCAGCAGCAGGGCCCUUCUGAACCAUCUCCUCCGUUAGUAUCAGCUCCUCUGUCCAGAGGAGCCAGCAGCAGCCCGCCGGCCAAACAUAUCCCGGCUGAAGAAGUCCGAGCAGAGGUCAAACGGCCCGACGUUCAGCCUGUAGUUCCCAAAAAACCAAAGAGGUCAGUGCCGGUGUCAUCGUCAGUGGACAGAGAGCAGUCGUACAGAGAAGCGGGUCGCGGCCCUGCCGUCCCACCGCUGAGCAGGGAGGCCAGUGAUGUCAUGCCCACGCCGACAGUGAGGAAGACAGACGUCCGGACGGAGACUCAGCCCAACGGGUCGGAGGUCACCACAACCAUCGUGGAGUUCACAGAUCAGGAUCACGGUGUCACUGGCCUCAGUGAAGUUUCUUACUCUACGAGACAGAGUGUUUCCCCUGUGCACAUGGGCAGCCUUGGAAGAGAGACAUCAGGGUCGCCCAUCCUGGUCACUGAAAACGUUACCUCGGCAACCACUCAUGUCACCAAGACGGUGAAAGGAGGAUAUUCAGAGACCAGGAUCGAGAAGAGGAUCAUAAUCACAGGAGACGAUGAUGUAGACCAGGAACAGGCUCUGGCUAUAGCAAUACAGGAAGCCAAGCAGCAGCAUCCAGACAUGCAGGUGACCAAGGCAGUCGUUGUCAGGGAAACAGAAUCGUCCACUGAGGACCGACACGGUGUAUCAGAGUCCUGAUUUGCUGAGACGAGAGUGCCCCCCUUUGGACCAGAUGUGUCAGUGCCCGACCUGAAAUACCCACCCACCAUCCCUACUGAUAGACUACUGCCAGUGGUGCUCAAAUGGAGGCUCUUGUACAUGUUCACACACACACAUACACACACACACACAGACACACACACACAAAGCUGAACCAGGACUCCUUUCCAAUCCUUCUGUUUUGUUUUUAUUCAAGCAUUUCACUGUUGAAAUCGUUCACUUUUAGUGGAGCAGUUUGGCGGUGAUGUUGCAAAAAAAAAAAAAAGAAGAAAAGUAAACAUUAUUCAUGGUCUUUGAUCGCUUGACAUUUAUGCCACCAAAAUAAUUCCAAACGUCUGGAACAAUUAAAGAGAUAAUCCAACUAAAUUCCCUGCAAAGCUCUCAGGGCCUCUAUAUUCCAACCACUUGCUUCAGUACUCCUCAAAGGUCAAAGGGAAUUAGCGUAGAAGGGGCUUGUUUAGAUAAUCUGUGCACUCAUUCACACUGUGGAAUAAUCUAAGGUCACGUGUCAUAUCGGUCCCAUCCCAAGCAGAAAGUAUCAUUUGGAAAAUUAGGAAUAUGUGAAAAAAAAAAUGGCCAUGAAAAGUGUCUUUUACAUGUCUGUCAUGCUGUACUUAAUAAUAGGAAAUCAUCAGACUCCUACUGUGUGUGCUGAAAAAAAAAAACUACUGCGUGUGCUAACAGUUUCUUAAUAAGUCAAAGAAUCCAUUACAUGUAGCUCCAGUACUGUUGAAGCAUCUAGUGAAGCAGGGUUUAGUGAGAGCAGAAGAAAUUCAAUGUUCAUUUUUCCCUCCUGCGUCGCCUGUCAAAUGAACAAAUGAGCGCCGUCCCACGUCCAUUACACUGACUGAUGAGGAUGCACUGAUUAGCCAGGCUCAUGCUGUGCCCAUAGGGUCCUCUGUUGGUGUUUGUUCAAGUUUUUGUUAAGGAAUAAAGUUGGAGCUAGUCUGAUCCCCACACCCCCCUUUAUCUGUCUCACUUGUAAGACUUUACUGUAAAAUGUAUUUCUCCACGAGGUGUGCAAGGGCUCAAGGUUCAAGCUGCUGCAUCGUGCUGGACUUUGAUUGGACGUUUUGAGAGUUUCUGCAUAUGUCUCUGGACAGUAGCAGCUGUUAAUACACACAGUGUACCUGUUGUAUUUAUUCAAAUGGUGGCAAUGUAGUUUCUGAGCAUGCUGAUGUUCCAGGGUGAGCCCGGUUUCUCUCCUUCCCCAGCCUUUAGACGUGCUUUGAGAAUUCAGCAGGAUAGAUACCACUAUGGCCAUUUUGUGUAGUAAGUACAUAGAGUAGACUCACACCCUUCUUCAAGUCGCAGAACGGGCUGCUGCAUCACUAAAACUAGUAUUUGAGAUAAUAUUUGCAUGAUCAUUUCUUGCAUUAUUGGAUUGUAAUUGAGUAAUAUGGAUAUGGACUCAUAAGAAGGACGGAUCGCGAUAUCCAGGAUCAUGAAGGAAACACAGUGGUAAAUCACAAAAGAUGUAAAAGGCCGAAGUAUUCUCAAUCCGAAGUCAGAUCUGAGCUCUGACAUGUAAGAAAGGAAAUGAAGCUUCCUGACAGGAAAUGAAGAGUAUUCAUCAUAGAAAGUGGGAAAUAUCAAGCACACAACGCGCUCGGUUGUUUGUUAAUCGCCACAUCCAGCGACGGCACAGUGGCGACAGUUCGUUCGAUCAGUUACAACCUUUUUUAACUCGUUCCCAGCCACCGGUGCUGUUUCAUAUACUUUUACCAAUCAGUUUGCUUUUAACUAAAUUUCCCCAUGAAGGAAUGUAAAGUAGGCUAUAUAUUUUCAGUUGUGGUGACGGAUGUUUUUCAUAGCUGGUUAUUCUACAACAAAUUUUCUUCAUGGUUUAAGAUUCUCUGCUGAAAUGGUGUCAUGCAUCAGAGCCCUUCCAAUACUCUUUCAAACUAAGUGCAGUGUUAGAAAUAAAUUAAAAUAAACAGUAGGGGCAUCAUCUUUGAACUUUUAGUUGUGUGUGAUUUGGUACAUGAAUGUUAGAGGGAUGCCAUAGACAUGUAAUGUGCCAAGUAAGGUAGCAGUCAAAUUGUACAAACUCUGAUUUUGUAUGAAAUAACUUUAUAUGAACAAGCUACUUUUAAUUACACAAGUGCCAGAAAGUCAAACGCAUAAACUUGACAUGGCAAAGUUUUCCUUUAACUAUGGAGUCUUUAAUAUUACCUCUGUGCAAAAGGCAUUUUUUUAUACAAAAGUCAUGUACUUCAGUAAAUCAGUACAUGCAGCAGCAAAAUCAUUCAACUGAGAAAAGACGAUGUUAAAAACUGUCAUGUCAGGUUUAUGAAAGUAUUACUGAGGUGUAAAUUUGGCUUUCAGACACUAAACUUUACAGUUAAUAUUUCACAUGUGCAGUGUAACUCCUGUUGUGUUUCAUAUUUUGGUUCCAAAUCCUUUAAAGUGAUGGUGAUCUCAUGGAUAUGGGUGUCAAACUGGAAGGUGCAAAAAAAAAAAAAAAAAAAAGACAAAAAAUAAUAGAAAAAAAAAGAAAUCAAUGCAGCCAUGCAUAAUACCUUGUACUGUAUUUUUGGUGGCGUUUGGUGGAUUGUGAAGAUGUCAAGUAGUUAAUGGCCAUGGGUUCCAUGUACACUAGGGGGCACCAGUUACCUAAAAGAAGAGAGCUUUGCAACAACAUUAAGCAUUACCCAGCUGAAAUCCUUCUCACUAUCGUUCACUAGAGGCAAAAUUAUCCAAAUCAUCCUUGGAUCAACCUGGAAGGUCAAACUUACCUCCCUGCUCAAGGAAAUCUGACAAGUAAUAACCAGACUGUGAUAAAUGGCAGCCACUUGGCUGUAGCUGAGACACUUGGUGCCAAAGUCUGAUUGGACGACCUCUGGCUGACCCUUAAACCUAGCUCACUCCUCUCUGUACAGAGCCCUCCUCCUGCUCCUCCUCCUCCUCCACAGCAGCUUCAUCUCCUCUGCUCUGCUGCUCUCCAUUGCUCGGUGCUGUGUCUUUGCUGUACAUUGUAUUUGCGUUCCUUCGAAAAGAAUAAAGAGGAGAGAAAAAAAAAAAAAAGAAGCAAAAGAUGAGAGGAGAAUCUCUCUGUUUGAUCUCUA